AUGCCUUCCGCCACCGGGUCAAAUUGGGAGAAGUACAAGAAAGAGUUUGCCGACGACGAGGUAGAAGAGAAGAAGAUCCAGCCUCUCUCCGACGAAGAUAUCCAAGUCCUCAAGACCUACGGCGCCGCACCCUACGGAACACCCCUCAAGAAUCUGGAGAAGCAGAUCAAGGAGAAGCAACAGAGUGUCGACGAGAAGAUUGGCGUCAAGGAAUCCGACACGGGGCUCGCCCCGCCCCAUCUGUGGGAUGUCGCCGCCGAUAGACAACGCAUGUCCGAGGAGCAACCGUUACAGGUAGCACGGUGCACCAAGAUCAUUGCGGAUGAGAAGGACGAGUCGAAGAGCAAAUACGUCAUCAACGUCAAGCAGAUCGCCAAGUUCGUGGUCCAGCUGGGUGAUCGCGUAUCCCCGACCGAUAUCGAGGAGGGCAUGCGGGUGGGCGUCGACCGUAACAAGUACCAGAUCCUGCUGCCCCUGCCACCCAAGAUCGACGCGAGCGUUACGAUGAUGACGGUCGAGGAGAAGCCCGACGUCACAUAUGGCGAUGUUGGUGGAUGCAAGGAACAGGUCGAGAAGCUGAGAGAGGUCGUCGAGAUGCCGCUGCUGUCACCCGAGCGGUUUGUCAACCUGGGUAUCGACCCCCCGAAGGGCGCUCUGCUAUAUGGACCCCCUGGAACGGGAAAGACACUCUGUGCUCGAGCCGUUGCCAACCGAACCGACGCCACAUUCAUUCGAGUCAUCGGCAGUGAGCUGGUACAGAAGUACGUCGGUGAGGGUGCCCGCAUGGUGCGGGAGCUCUUCGAGAUGGCCCGGACGAAGAAGGCCUGCAUUAUCUUUUUCGACGAAAUCGAUGCCGUCGGUGGUGCACGGUUUGACGACGGAGCCGGUGGAGACAACGAAGUCCAGAGAACCAUGUUGGAGCUUAUCACGCAACUGGAUGGUUUCGAUGCACGCGGAAAUAUCAAGGUCAUGUUCGCCACCAACAGACCGUCAACCUUGGAUCCCGCCCUGAUGAGACCGGGCCGUAUCGACCGGAAGAUCGAGUUCUCGCUGCCCGACCUCGAGGGACGAGCAAACAUCCUCCGUAUCCACGCCAAGAGCAUGUCCGUCGAGCGGGAUAUCCGAUGGGAGCUGAUCUCCCGUCUCUGCCCCAACGCCACGGGUGCCGAACUGCGAAGUGUGUGCACCGAGGCCGGCAUGUUCGCCAUCCGGGCGAGGAGAAAGGUCGCCACGGAGAAGGACUUCCUGAGCGCCGUCGACAAGGUCAUCAAGGGCAACCUGAAGUUCAACUCGACCGCCACGUACAUGCAGUACAACUAG
Messenger RNA from Anthostomella pinea, 1320 nucleotides. Lineage: Eukaryota; Fungi; Ascomycota; Sordariomycetes; Xylariales; Xylariaceae. The record is from the annotation of a GenBank genome assembly.